Messenger RNA from Trichomonas vaginalis G3, 1105 nucleotides. Its product is annotated as clathrin binding. Gene Ontology annotation, molecular function: clathrin binding; phospholipid binding. Gene Ontology annotation, biological process: endocytosis. Gene Ontology annotation, cellular component: plasma membrane; clathrin vesicle coat; endosome. NCBI's taxonomy places the organism in Eukaryota, Parabasalia, Trichomonadida, Trichomonadidae. The annotation marks the transcript as partial. The transcript has a single exon. The record is from RefSeq and is a predicted model, not a curated record.
AUGCAAGUUUGGCGCUUUGCCAAAGAGAAAACACGCCAGGCAGGUUAUUUCUUCACAGGAAAAUCCGAGGCCGAAAAGCUGGUUUAUGAAGCAACAAAUGACGACCCAUGGGGUCCUGCAAAUACACAAAUGCAAGAAAUUGCACGCAUCAGCUACAAUUACAACGAAUGCGAGAAUGUUAAAAAGGCCCUUUGGGAUCAGAUGGGCGAUAUUAAGGAAAUCAGACACGUCCAGAAAUCCCUGUUACUUUUAGAGUAUCUUCUUAGAAACGGCCCAGAAGCAUUCCGUUCUGAUACAAGAACAAUGCUCGGCCAGCUCCAGCAGCUUACUACCCUCCACAUGUAUGAAGUUGGAGAGGAAGCUGCCCUCGAAGCUGUUGUUAGAAAGAAAGCCCAAGAUAUCAUCAACUUAGUCAACGAUAGCGAUUUAUAUCAGAUGGAACGUGAGAAAGCCAAGAAGCUCGCAGGUGCUACAGGCGCAGUUUCCGGAAAUACAGGAUUUGGAUUUGGUGGCGGAUAUCAGGACUCUUACAGCAUGAAUAGCAACUAUAAUGAUAGCUAUAGCAACACUCGUAAUUACGAUGACGAUUAUACAACCCCAUCUGCUAAAUCUAAGCCACCUCCAUCAGAUUCAGAAGACGAAGACGAUCUCGACUUCGAUCCACGUGCAGGAGCUGCCCCAGCACCAACUGCCCCGGCCCAACAGAACACAUUCGAUCCAUUCGGAGGAGCUCAGCAACGCCAACAAAACACUUUCGACCCAUUUGGCAACUCCCAGCCACAGCCACAGCAGAACCAGUUCAACGCUUUCGGAGCUCCAGCGCCAGCCCAGAAUCAGAACCAAUUCAACGCUUUUGGAUCUCCAGCUCCACAGCAGAACCAAUUCAACGCAUUUGGAUCUCCAGCUCCACAGCAGAACCAAUUCAACGCUUUCGGUUCACCAGCACCAGCUCCUAAGCAGCAGGCUCCAAUGGACCUCCUCGACUUCUCUAAUCCUCCACCUGCUUCAAAGCCAGCCGGCGGAUUCGCUCAGCCAAUGGCUCAGCAGCAGCCGAAGCCACAGCAGAAGGCCCCGGCAAAGCCAAUCAACGACUUCGGCGGCUUAG